UCCAGAUUAUUUCUCAUUGUAUUUAUUCUUAGUCUUUAUGGAAAAUUUAGACUACCAAUUUGAAGUGAGAGUGAUGCAUGCAUCUAAACUGCAAUGGAUUGGUAUUAUAAAUACAACAAACACAACUAAAGCAUGAACAGGUGGACUCCAGAAGAAGAUGAAUUAUUCCUCUCUUUAGCUAGAGCUCAUGGUAAGAACAUCAAUAAAAUCUCAGAAAGUUUCCCUGAGAGAUCCAAGAACUCAUUACUACAUCGAUACAACAAAUUCUUCAGUGAUACGAAGGUCGGCAGCUGGGACGAAGAGGAGGAUUACCAACUCAUAAUGGAAAUAUUUGAGCAAGCCAAGAACCAUUUUGGAGCCCAAGGUGGGCUCCUCAAUCGUACCAAGGGAGCUUACAUCAAAAGAAUUGAGUAUUUCCAACAGAAGGUAGGAGAUUUUCUGUUUCCCAAGAAAGAACUCAAGGUUAAAAAGCGGGAGUUAAAGACAAUUAAGAAAAGAGAACCAACGAGGCUAAUCAAGCGCAAACCUAACAAAAGGUCUAAAAAAGUGGUUAAAGAGGAGUUCAAGGUCAAAUCAGAUAUGUUUGAUGACUACAAGGAUGAGUGCACCAGCAGUGGCAGCGAUGACGCUGCCACUUUCAAGAAAUUUACACUUGCUAUUAGUGAACCUAGAAUAUCUGAAAGGAAGCAAGAGAAAGCCAGAAAGUCUAAGAAAGUUAAGGCUACGCCAGAAAUAAAGAAGAGAGCUCUAGAUUAUGAGAUUAAAACAGAAGCUAAAGAUUGGACUGAGCAAAGUGAUAAGAGACUUUUAGAACUAGACAAGAUCCUUGGAUCCGAUAUUCAGUCAAUCCAGAACUUCUUCACUGAUAGAACAGUUGAUGAGGUUCAAGAUAGGCUUGAUCAUCUGAAGAACCAAACUAGCAAUUCUUCAAGGUUUGAUAUUCAAAAAGCAACCCCAAAUAUUGAGAAGGACCCAGAGCCUGCAUAUGAAGACUCCAGUGAGGAUGAGGAAAUCGAUAAGAAGUUUAAGGAUUCAAUAGCCAAGUUCUUGUAA
Moneuplotes crassus is the source of this 1053-nucleotide messenger RNA. Lineage: Eukaryota; Ciliophora; Spirotrichea; Euplotida; Euplotidae. The record is from the annotation of a GenBank genome assembly.